Molecule: messenger RNA, 2664 nt
Organism: Drechmeria coniospora
Lineage: Eukaryota; Fungi; Ascomycota; Sordariomycetes; Hypocreales; Ophiocordycipitaceae
Product: U3 small nucleolar RNA-associated protein 14
Exons: 3
Coding region: 1-2664 (887 amino acids)
Biological process (GO): rRNA processing
Cellular component (GO): nucleolus; small-subunit processome
Source: RefSeq, a predicted model, not a curated record
AUGCCAGGGCGGCAGGCGCACGGGAGGUCCUUGGUGGCCAACCCCAAGGCUAAGGUUGCCAACAAAAAGUCCAAGGCUCGAUCCCAAAAGAACGCGCUGGAUGCUUUCGGCAUCGCUCAGCAACGGUUCCCGACCAAGCAGAAGAGGACACCCAGAGCGCGCGAGCUUGACGCGGAGAUUGAGCGAAAGCAUGGCAGAGAUGGCGGCGACGAAGACGACGACGAUGAGGAGGAGGAGGAGGAGAUGCCCCAGAGAAAGAAGAUCAAAAUGCCCGCUCAAGCUGCGGACGGGGAUGAUGCUGAGUACGGAAGCGACAGCGAGGGCAACGAAUGGCAAUUAGGCGGUCUGAGAGACGACGACGAGGACUCGGAGAUUGAAAGCGAUGAUGCCUUUGGUGAUAGUGACAACGAGAAGUUUGAGGAGUACUCCUUCCGCGGUUCCAAGUCCAAGUCCAGAAAGACCGAGGAACAUGAUUCCGAAGACGACUCGGAGGACGACGAGGGCGAGACCCUCGGCGCCGAAGCCAUCGAUCUCGCCACAGCCCUGGAUCAGUUUGAGGAAUCAUCCGAAGACGAGCCUGAGGAGGACGAUGAUUCCGAGUCGGAAGGCUCAGCCGAUGAAGAUUCGGACGAAUCUGAUGAUAUGGAGGACUCUGAGGAGGAUGACGACGAAGAAGCCGACCCGGACAAAUUGCAAGCUCUGCAAGGCCUGAUAUCGGAAUAUGGCGGAGAGCAUGACGACGGCAAGUCGGUCUCGACGCAAAAGAUUGGCCUCGGUGACCUCGGCUUGUCCGGCAUCAGCGAUCCUUUCAUGAAGAAGUCUGUCAAGCUCAUGAACAAGGAGGAAAAGGAGAAAAGGCCAGGGGCGACGAAGAAGCUGGAUGUGCCUCUGUCGAGAAGGGAACAGGGCCGGCUGGAUCGAGCCGCGGCCUACGAAAAGACGAACGAAACCUUAGAUCGCUGGACCGAGACGGUCAAGCAGAAUCGCCGAGCAGAGCAUUUGGUCUUCCCCCUGCCACAACAAUCCGGCAUGGAAGGCCUGGACACGGCCGAGAUUCGACCACUCACGGCCAAAAAUGCGAGCAACGAGCUCGAGUCGACCAUCAUGUCCAUCAUGGAAGCCAGCGGACUGUCCCUAGAGGCGAAGUCGAAACCCAAGCCCCAGGAGUUUGACGAGGAGGGCAACCUUUUGUCAAGGAAAGAAGCGCUACAAAGGAAACGGAUCGAGCGCGCCCUUGCCGAUAGGGAAGGGAAGCGAGCAAAGCGAAUCAAGAAAAUCAAGAGCAAGGCGUAUCAUCGUGUGCACCGAAAGCAAAAGGAGCGCGAUGAAAUGGCCACCCGGGAAGCCAUGGAGGAGGCCGGCGAGAUUGACUCGGAAGAAGAGCGGGAAGCGCAAGACCGACGCCGUGCUCUGGAGCGCGUUGGCCAACGGCACAAGGACAGCAAGUGGGCUAAACUUGGCAACCGGGCGAAGCGAGCCGUCUGGGAUGACGAUUUUCGAACCGGCCUAACGGAGAUGGCACGCAAAGAUGAGGAGUUGCGUCGGAGGAAAGCCGGGAAGACGGGCGGAGCCGACGACUCCGACUCUGAUGCUACCAGCAGUUCUGGCGACGACGAGGAUGAAGCUCUCCAUCGGCAGCUGGAUCGAUUGGAACAGGACGACGAUGAGCCCCAGUCAGGUUUGAUGGCGAUGAAGUUCAUGCAGAAGGCCGAGGCUGCCAAGAAAAAGGUAAACGAUGACAUGAUCAAGCAGAUCCGCCGAGACCUGAACGGAGAGGAGGACCCUGGCUCGGACGAGGAGGAGGCUGGCGAAGUGGGCCGACGGACCUAUGGAGGUGCGGCGGCAAGAACCUUUGAGGCUGCUCUUGACACGUCCAGGAGGGCCUCCAGGAGAGACGAGACACAUUCCGGCGAGCAAGGGGUGCCGGAGGAGCAUGGUUCUGCGACGAACGGCCCUUCCGCUAGUUGGAAUCAGCAUGCGGACACGCCUGCCGAGACGGCCGCCUCCACUGCGGGUGCGUGGUCUCGCGGCGAUGCUCGACGUACGAAGAAGGGUUCCUCGAAAUCCCGCGUCGAGGAUCUGGACCUCAAUGCCAGCAUCGUUGUCGUAUCUCGUCCGGCAAAGUCCAAGUCCAGGAAGCCUGCUCAGCAUGACGACGAGACGAGCGCGUCCGAUUCCGAAGCGGAUCAACACCUACCUCUCGCCAUCCGCGACCAGGAGCUCGUCGCCCGCGCCUUUGCCGGUGAGGACGUUGUCGGCGACUUUGAGCGCGAAAAGGCCGAGACGGCAGUGGCCGACGAUGACAAGAUCAUCGACAACACGCUUCCCGGCUGGGGCUCCUGGGUCGGUGACGGCGUCAGCAGCAGAGAGAAGAAACGACACCAGGGACGUUUCCUCACCAAGAUCGCCGGUGUCAAGGCCAAGGACCGCAAGGACGCAAAGCUGGACAAGGUCAUCAUCAACGAGAAGCGUGUCAAGAAGAACGACCAGUACCUCGCCACCCAGCUACCACACCCCUUCGAAUCGCGACAGCAAUAUGAGCGCUCCCUCCGCUUGCCCGUCGGUCCCGAGUGGAUGACCAAGGAAAGCUUCCAGGACGGCACGAAGCCGCGCGUGCUCAUGAAGCAGGGUAUCAUUGCGCCCAUAUCAAGGCCUACCGCAUAG